UCCAAUUACCGUUUUCGGUUGUUUUCAUUGUGAAUGGCAAUGAUAACGAUGAUGAUGAUGAUGAUGAUGGUAAUACAUUUUAAAGAUGACGUAUUGCCAAUAAUCAAAAAUGAAUUUAUGAAAAGUACAUGUCAUUAUUACAAUGAUCAUCAUCAUAUGGAUAUGAUCAAUAAAUUAUUAUUAUCAUCAACGAUCAUAGAUCAUCAUGUUAUUAAGAUGACAAAAUAUUCAUUAUCAUUAUUGGCUGAUAUUGAUCAACCGAAUAUGAACCAUAAUCAUAAUUAUUAUCGACCAUGACAAUGACUAUGAAUGCUGAUUCAGAGAAUCGUGUCAUAUUAAAUGUUGGCGGUAUACGACACGAAACAUAUAAGGCAACAUUGAAAAAAAUACCGGCUACACGUCUAUCACGAUUAACGGAAGCAUUAGCCAAUUAUGAUCCAAUAUUAGAUGAAUAUUUUUUUGAUCGCCAUCCCGGAGUUUUUGGUCAGAUUCUUAAUUAUUAUCGUACAGGAAAAUUACAUUAUCCAACGGAUGUGUGUGGUCCAUUGUUUGAAGAAGAACUAGAAUUCUGGGGAUUAGAUUCGAAUCAGGUGGAACCUUGUUGUUGGAAAACCUAUACACAACAUCGUGAUACACAGGAAACAUUGGCCGUAUUAGAUCGAUUAGAUCUAGAUACAGAGAAACCAAGUGACGAAGAGAUUGCCCGUAAAUUCGGUAUGGAAGAAGAUUAUCUUAAUGGUACAUUAUCAUGGUGGCAACGGCUAAAACCAAAACUAUGGUCCUUAACUGAUGAACCAUAUUCAUCGAAUUCGGCCAAAGUAGUCGGGUUGUUAUCAGUAUUUUUUAUCUGUGUAUCAAUAGUAUCAUUUUGUUUGAAAACACAUCCGGAUAUGCGUGUACCAUCCAUCAGGAACAUAACUGUGAUGACAACAACUAGCACUAAAGCUUGGGUUCUUGAUAAAAAUCAAACAAAUCCACAUCAGGCCUUCUUCUACAUUGAAUGUGUCUGUAAUGCUUGGUUUACUAUGGAAAUUAUCACUAGAUUUACUUGUUCACCAAGUAAAGUUGUAUUCUUAAAAGGCGCUGUCAAUGUGAUAGACAUAACGGCCACAUUAUCAUUCUAUAUUGAUCUAAUAUUACAACGAAUGUACACACAAUUGGAGAAUGCUGAUAUAUUAGAAUUUUUAUCCAUCAUUAGGAUAAUGCGUCUAUUUAAAUUAACACGUCAUUCAGCUGGUCUAAAAAUUCUUAUACAAACAUUUAAAGCCAGUGCCCGUGAAUUAAUAUUGCUCGUAUUCUUUCUCAUACUUGGUAUCGUGAUAUUUGCUAGUCUUGUUUAUUAUGCAGAACGUAUUCAAUCAAAUCCAGAGAAUGAUUUUAAUUCAAUACCAUUAGGAUUGUGGUGGGCAUUGGUCACAAUGACUACCGUUGGUUAUGGCGAUAUGGCUCCAAAAACUUAUGCCGGCAUGUUUGUUGGAGCAUUAUGUGCAUUGGCUGGUGUAUUGACUAUCGCUUUACCUGUGCCUGUUAUUGUUUCAAAUUUUGCCAUGUUUUAUUCACAUACACAAGCAAGGGCUAAAUUGCCUAAAAAACGUCGUCGGGUAUUACCGGUUGAACAACCACGUGUAUUACGUGCACCUAUGCGAAUGCCACAAGGUGCUGGAUCAACAAGAGGUAUUGCCAGUGGUAAUAGUAGCAUAAUGAGAGCUACAACUUGUGGUGGUGGCGGUGGCGGUGGUUUUAAUCAAACUGUUGCUGGUGGUAAUCAAACCGGUAGUUUAAUUAAUCGUGCAAUCAUUAACAGUGGUACUGGUUCAAUAAAUUCACAAAGUAGUUUAACAAAUCCAAAUACAUCAGUAACGAUCACAACGACAAAUGAUAAUAAUAAUUCUAAUCAGAAAAAAGAUUAUUCAGAUCAAAUAUUAUUAUCUAAUCCACAUCAAUCAUCCGCAUCUAAAAUGAUGAACAUUCAACAUAAACGUAGCCGUGUAAGUAUUACAUCAGUCAACAUAGAUCAACAACAACAAUCACAGAAUAUAAAUACAAAUGCUCAGGUGAAUAAUAAUGAUGAUGAUGAUAAGGAACAACAACAAACAUUUAAAAUGUUUGACCAACAACAACAACAAGAAUCGAAUUGUACGUUGUCCAAAUUGUCUUCGGUGCCUUCCAAUACAAAUAGAUUUAUUAUUAGUAAUAAUCAACAAACAACAACAACGACGACGACGACAACAACAACAACAGAAUGUUUAAAUCAAAACAUUUUGGAUAAUAAUUAUAUGAUUAAAAAAACAAUGAAUAAUUGCUCAAUGUCGGAGCCAAUAUGGACAACAUCGAUUAGUAGUAAUUAUCAUCAUCAUAAUAUUAAUCCUGGACAAUCCUGGAUGAAUAAUAAUGAUAAUGGACCAGAUAUAUUAUCAUUAACGACAACAACAACAACAUCAUCAUCAUUAAUCACAAAUGCAGUGAUCACCGCCACCACCACCACCACCUCUUCAAUGGUUCAACAAAUAAAUCCACAUCAUCAUUCUCAUUAUCAUCAUCAUCGUCAUCAUCGCCAUCAUUCACUGCCCAUCACCGCCCAUGCUCAUUUAUUACAAAAGAAUAAUAAUAAUCUAAUUCCUAAUAAUGAUAAUAAUAAUGAUGAUGAUGAUGAUAAUGCUAUAUUAAAUAAUUAUUGUAAACGUCGAAGUCCAAGUGUCAUACAAACAGCAACCCAUGGUCAUCAUCUAUUGAAUGCAUUAUGUGAACAAUGUCGCCAAUGGCAACAUGAACAGCAUCAUCAGCAACAACAAUCACAAAAAACAACAAUGUUAAUGACGAUGCCAAUGAUCGAUGAUUCGGAUAAUGAUGAAAUGAAUCAUCAUGGUGUCCAAAUAUUGAAUGAUGAGCUAAAACUAUCAAAAACCAAUCAUCAAUCACAUUCAACAUUCGAUGAUAAUGAUGAUGAACAAAUGAUGAUCCAACAACAUUCAACAACAAUGAACAAUAAUAAUAAUAAUGAUGAUAAUGAAACAAAAACCAAAACGAGAUCACCAUCAUCAUCAACAUCACAAACAACGGUUAAAGUGUCCAAUUGAAAACAAUAAACGAAAGGGAGAAGAAUUUUCUAUCAGAAUUACUACCCGGAAGAGGUGUAUAGAUGCGGGCGCACAAAAUAUUCUGCCAAAUCAAAUCAUUUAAAUGUUUGUGUAACAUAAAAUAAUAAUCACACACACACACAUACACGAUAUACGCCCACUCAGAAAUAAACAUAUGAUUAUGUCAUUUUUAAAUGAAAUGAAGAAUUCACAAUUGCCACAUCCACACUCACACACACAUACACACUAAACUGAACAAAUCCUUGUAUUUUUUCUCCUUGGGCAAAAAAACCACCCACCAACCAUCACGUUUUUCCUUUCUUUCUCUAUGAUGAAUUGUUUUUUCUGUUUCCACUUCCCCCUUUUCCACAACUGAACAUUAUAUUUGUUAUCUUUCCAUUUUUUUUCUGUUCUGUUGUUGUUGAUUAAUGAAAGCAACGAAAAAAAAUUGCUGUUUAUUGAAUGAAU
Dermatophagoides farinae (American house dust mite) is the source of this 3545-nucleotide messenger RNA. Lineage: Eukaryota; Metazoa; Arthropoda; Arachnida; Sarcoptiformes; Pyroglyphidae. The record is from RefSeq and is a predicted model, not a curated record.